GGCCUUCUGGAGGCAACAGACCAGCCCCUAGGCAGCGGAAGUGGUAUGCCCUCUAUCAGAAGAUUGAGAAUUGCCCCAUGCAGGUCCGUGGACAGUCCACUCUGUUUGGAGGGUCAGUGGCCUGUAACUGUGGCUUUCACGGUGCUAAGCAGCCCACCACUCAGCCUCCUGCCGCUGCCUCACAGUCUGCUGCUGUGGCCCCUGGUGCAACGGCUGCUGUGCCACCGUCACAGUCUGCUGCUGUGGUCUCGGACCCUGGUGCAACGGCUGGUGCAACGGCUGGGAGCUACAGCUAUUAGACAAGAUGGUUGAAGCCAACCUAAUUAACAUCUAUAUAGUCAUACCUGGCCAUCUCCCUUUGGUCAAGCGCACUCCUUACACUGACCUCCAGACAUACCUUUAUUUAUUGUUGUGUAGGUUAUGCUUAGUGUAGCCUUUAUUUAUGCCAUACAUUAAUAAUGUGUUGUGUAGGUUAUGCUUAGUGUAGCCUUUAUGUAUGCCAUACAUUACUACAUUAUUGUUGUCUUCUAAACAGGAUGCACCUGGAGGAGUUCAGCUGGCCACUGCGGGGGCUGCAGCUUCGGUGUGGUUGCCAGCAGAGAUGUAUAAAAACAUCCCUGUCCAAGACCAGAGGUGGAUUUCAAACGCCAUCUUCCACUCUGGCAAACUGCGGCAAGACCUGAAGCUGUGGUACGAGCCCCCUGCCCCAGCCCUCAUCUACCACCAGACACCGACACCAGACCGCUUCUUAAACCACAGGCUGAUGGUGUGGAUGCCCUACCACCUGUGGAAGGUGAGGGUAACCUGCCCUGAGUGUGGGAAGCAGCUGACGGGGUACGGUGUCCACAAGAGGGCUCGGAAGGUCCUGGACAUCGACAGGUAUUACCUGAUGGUGACAGAGACACUCGGGUGCACUGUGUGUUCUGUGAACUACCUGUCCACCUCCGAGACUGUCCGGAAUCAGCUGGACCUGCCGCACCAGAAAAUGUUCCGGAUGAUCCUGACCCGCCAGUACGCCUGUGACAUCCGUGUCAUUCGCCUGCUGCGUGACCGGACUCUCGGGAACAGUCCAGCACGUCUGGUGAAGCAGCUGAAGGAGAACCAUGGGGAGGAAUGGCUGAACAGGUUGGCACACUAUCUUGGGGAGUGUGCUGAGUUUGUUGGCCGGCCAAGCCUCUUCCCAGUGGUGUGCCAGGAUCCCCCAGAGCCCAUUGAUGUGCCCACCAGUCGCUGGCUGCUGACGGUCUAUGGCAGGGACAUCCUCUCUCGCCUGGACCAUAUUAAAGCCAGCAUCACAUCAACGUUUGGCUCCAUCUUAAAGAUGGACUCAACCAAACAGAUCACAAAGAAGCUGGCUGGCCAUGCCAAGGGGACUGGUCUCUGGGUCACCUCCAUUGGGAACGAGGUUGGCCAGAUCGUGACCAGUGUGGUGACAGUGCAGGAGGGGCCAGGACUGGACAGGAUGGUGGCAGGAGUGAUGGAGCGGUACCGCCUUGCAGCUGUCGCACCCCCACUGCUGCUGUAUGUGGACUGUAACUGCUGCAUCAGUGAGGGGUCCACCACGCUGCAGAACAGGUUUGGGGAGUGGCCAGACCUCCAAAUACGGCUGGACAUCUGGCACUUCAUGCGGAGGCUGGCUGUGUACCACCGACGCCCAUCCCCUCUACCCCACCUUCAUGAGCUACCUCUCUGCCUGCAUUUUUGAGUGGGAUGCAGGGGACCUCUCUCUGUUGCAUCAGGCAAAGAGAGAGCAGCUCAGGCAGGAAGGUGUGCCAGCCAUUACUGAUGCUGCGGUGGAUGCCAGGAUCAGUAAGAGGGAGCUGAGCCAGUACUGCCGCAGGAGGACGCGCGGCGUGGAGGCCACCAUCAGCCUCAUUGGGCGGCUGCUGCAGCAACUGGGCGGGACCAAUGGGAAUGACCUGAUGGGGGUGCCACUGCUGGACCAGGUGCGC
Eleginops maclovinus (Patagonian blennie) is the source of this 1952-nucleotide messenger RNA. RefSeq lists its product as uncharacterized. The transcript has 5 exons. Lineage: Eukaryota; Metazoa; Chordata; Actinopteri; Perciformes; Eleginopidae. The coding region runs from base 497 to 1705 and encodes 402 amino acids. The record is from RefSeq and is a predicted model, not a curated record.